This is a messenger RNA of Anolis carolinensis (green anole), 3880 nucleotides long. RefSeq lists its product as uncharacterized. The record is from RefSeq and is a predicted model, not a curated record. Gene Ontology annotation, molecular function: catalytic activity. The coding region runs from base 1841 to 3880 and encodes 679 amino acids. The transcript is spliced from 2 exons. Lineage: Eukaryota; Metazoa; Chordata; Lepidosauria; Squamata; Anolidae.
UGAGAGGCCUGCUGUUGUGCUGCAGAAGAGGCCAGAAACAUCUCCAGCCAGCCUGCCUGUUGCUGCCUCUGGACUCCUUGUGAGUAGACUGCAGCCCCAGGCCCUUUCCAUCUGGGUGUGACUCAGCACUUCCUAGGAAGGACCAUCUAUAAAGCCUGAGUCCACAAGGCCCUGGCAGGGCUGAGAGGCCUGCUGUUGUGCUGCAGAAGAGGCCAGAAACAUCUCCAGCCAGCCUGCCUGUUGCUGCCUCUGGACUCCUUGUGAGUAGACUGCAGCCCCAGGCCCUUUCCAUCUGGGUGUGACUCAGCACUUCCUAGGAAGGACCAUCUAUAAAGCCUGAGUCCACAAGGCCCUGGCAGGGCUGAGAGGCCUGCUGUUGUGCUGCAGAAGAGGCCAGAAACAUCUCCAGCCAGCCUGCCUGUUGCUGCCUCUGGACUCCUUGUGAGUAGACUGCAGCCCCAGGCCCUUUCCAUCUGGGUGUGACUCAGCACUUCCUAGGAAGGACCAUCUAUAAAGCCUGAGUCCACAAGGCCCUGGCAGGGCUGAGAGGCCUGCUGUUGUGCUGCAGAAGAGGCCAGAAACAUCUCCAGCCAGCCUGCCUGUUGCUGCCUCUGGACUCCUUGUGAGUAGACUGCAGCCCCAGGCCCUUUCCAUCUGGGUGUGACUCAGCACUUCCUAGGAAGGACCAUCUAUAAAGCCUGAGUCCACAAGGCCCUGGCAGGGCUGAGAGGCCUGCUGUUGUGCUGCAGAAGAGGCCAGAAACAUCUCCAGCCAGCCUGCCUGUUGCUGCCUCUGGACUCCUUGUGAGUAGACUGCAGCCCCAGGCCCUUUCCAUCUGGGUGUGACUCAGCACUUCCUAGGAAGGACCAUCUAUAAAGCCUGAGUCCACAAGGCCCUGGCAGGGCUGAGAGGCCUGCUGUUGUGCUGCAGAAGAGGCCAGAAACAUCUCCAGCCAGCCUGCCUGUUGCUGCCUCUGGACUCCUUGUGAGUAGACUGCAGCCCCAGGCCCUUUCCAUCUGGGUGUGACUCAGCACUUCCUAGGAAGGACCAUCUAUAAAGCCUGAGUCCACAAGGCCCUGGCAGGGCUGAGAGGCCUGCUGUUGUGCUGCAGAAGAGGCCAGAAACAUCUCCAGCCAGCCUGCCUGUUGCUGCCUCUGGACUCCUUGUGAGUAGACUGCAGCCCCAGGCCCUUUCCAUCUGGGUGUGACUCAGCACUUCCUAGGAAGGACCAUCUAUAAAGCCUGAGUCCACAAGGCCCUGGCAGGGCUGAGAGGCCUGCUGUUGUGCUGCAGAAGAGGCCAGAAACAUCUCCAGCCAGCCUGCCUGUUGCUGCCUCUGGACUCCUUGUGAGUAGACUGCAGCCCCAGGCCCUUUCCAUCUGGGUGUGACUCAGCACUUCCUAGGAAGGACCAUCUAUAAAGCCUGAGUCCACAAGGCCCUGGUAGGGCUGAGAGGCCUGCUGUUGUGCUGCAGAAGAGGCCAGAAACAUCUCCAGCCAGUCUGCCUGUUGCUGCCUCUGGACUCCUUGCCUACUGCCCCCCUCCCUUUUUCCCAGCGCUGGCCUACUGCCCUCCUCGCUUUCCCCAGCAUUGGCUAUUGAACUAAGAGUCUGUCUUACUGAGGUCCACUCAUUAUUUAUAUAUUGCUGCUAUAACAAUCUUUAAAUGCUGUUAUAAUAACUAUUAUGCACUGUGAAGCCUGGUCCCCCUGACUAGUCUAUCAUCUCUAAUUGGUCCUGCCCUGGCACCUUAUAAUACCAUAUUGCACCAUAUUGAAUUAGUUCACCAUCAUAAUCCCCACUGCCUGCCUUGCACUUUAGUCAGCUCAGACCCCUAUACCUAUGCUGCUCAUGCACCCUCUGCACUUUACAACUGCAUUUGCACUUUGUAUUGUUGGAGGGGGGUGGGGGAGGCUGGAGGGUUAUGGGGACUGCAGGGUGGGGGAAGGGAAUGGGUGUGAAAGGAUGCCAAUCUAUAACAGAAAACUAGUAAACCAAAUAACAUCGUUUGGACCAGGGGAAGAGAAAGGGAAAGGACAGUGUGAUAGGGGAGGAGGGUGUUCUGAUGGGUGGGGAGCCCCUAUAGAGGUGGUGUCUGGGAGGGGGAGAUACGGGAAAGGGAGACCAAAUCAUUUAAUUCGGCCUAGGGUUUUUGGUAGGACAUUAAUAGUUCCAAAACGGUCUCCUGACAUAGCUAAUCUGGGUAGCCAGGAUGGCGGUCCCUCCAGGUUAAAGGUGGUGCUGUUUAAUGCCAGGUCAGUGAACGGAAAAACAUCUUUCAUCCAAGAUCUCAUCUUGGAUGAGCAUGUAGACCUGGCAUGUAUUACGGAGACCUGGCUGGACGAGAUGGGAGGAGUUAAUCUCACCCAGCUCUGCCCGCCAGGUUAUUCCGUACAGCACCAGCCGAGAACUGGAGGGAGGGGAGGUGGGGUCGCGGUGGUCUAUAAGGAUUCCAUCCCCCUGACCAGGUGCCCCGUCCCACAGUCGACCAUGUUUGAAUGUGUCCACCUGAGGGUGGGAGACCGGGACAGAUUAGGGAUUCUGUUAGUGUACCGACCACCCCGCUGCACUACAGUCUCCCUGCCUGAGCUAGCUGAGGUGGUCUCGGGCCUGGUGUUGGAGUCCCGGCGGCUCAUAGUGCUGGGGGACUUCAAUGUCCAUGCCGAGACCAACCUCUCAGGUGCAGCUCAGGACUUCAUGGCCGCCAUGGCAACCAUGGGGCUGUCCCAAUUAGUAACAGGCCCCACCCACAGUGCGGGACACACACUGGACUUGGUCUUCUGUCAGGGAUGGGAGGAAGGUGGCGGUGUGGAGGAGCUCACCAUCGCUCCGUUGCCAUGGACCGACCAUCACCUGAUCAGGUUUAGACUUACUGCGCCCCCCAACCUCUGCAGGGGUGGUGGACCUAAAAUGGUCCGCCCCAGGAGACUUAUGGAUCCAGAAGGAUUCCUGACGACUCUUGGGGAAUUUCCCGCCUCCUCGGCAGGUGAUCCUGUUGAUGCUCUGGUCUCUCUCUGGAAUGGAGAGAUGACUAGGGCAAUAGACACGAUUGCUCCGGAGCGUCCCCUCUCGAGUAACCGAGCUAAACCAGCUCCUUGGUUUACUGAGGAGCUGGCAGCGAUGAAGCGAAAGAAGAGGGAACUAGAGUGCGUGUGGCGAUCAGGGUAUAACGAGUCAGACCGAACACGGCUAGGCUCCUAUCUUAGGGCAUAUGCCGCGGCAAUCAAAGCUGCAAGGAGAGCCCACCUUGCGGCCAACAUUGCGUCCGCACAGAACCGUCCGGCGGCGCUGUUCCGUGUCAUCAGAGGGUUGUUAACUCCCACCAAUCAAGGUGGGAGCCCUGAUAACUCGGCAGCCCGCUGUGAAGCAUUUGCUCGGUUCUUUGCGGACAAAGUCGCUCUGAUCCGUUCCGACUUUGACACCAUAUUAACGGCAGUCUCUGAGGAUGUAACGAGUGCACCUGCUUGUCCAGUUUUGUUGGAUUCAUUUCAAUUGGUUGAGCUCGAGGAUGUGGACAAGAUCCUGGGAGAGGCGAGACCGACCACAUGCAUCCUAGACCCCUGCCCAUCCUGGCUGGUGAGAGAAGCCAGAGGGGGUUUGGCCGAGUGGGUGAAGGUGGUGGUAAAUGCCUCCCUUCGGGAGGGCAAGUUUCCAGCGAGCCUAAAAAUGGCUGUGAUCAAGCCGCUGUUGAAAAAGCCAUCAUUGGAUCCCACUCAAUUCGGAAACUUUCGGCCUAUUUCCAAUCUCCCCUAUUUGGGCAAGGUCUUGGAACAUGUGGUUGCUUCGCAGCUCCAGGGUUUCUUGGUUGACACUGAUUUUCUGGAUCCGGCACAGUCUGGCUUAGGCCGGGGCAUGGUACUGAGACAGCCUUGGUCGCCUUAG